AUGGGUUCGUCGCUAGCACAAAAAGUGUGGGGUGACCUGCUACGUGUUAGCUCAUGCGCACAUCGGAUAGCUCGUUAUUGGCUAUUGCGUAUGCCCGGUAUCUUGCUAGUAGACGAGAGUGGGGUUGUUGUUGGUGGGCAACGGAGAAGGCUAGCUACCCGUUGUUUACGCGUGGGAGGUAGGUUGAUGUGCCUGGCUGGAGUGAGGGAGUUGGUCGGUGGAAUGCUUGUGGUGUGGGCGAGAAAGGGAAGGGGUCGUUAUGGAAAGGUUUCAAGUGAGAGCGAGAGUUAUUGGAAAGGCUAUGGUGUGAGGGAAGAGUGGGUGAGAGAGAGAGGACUUGGGUGUGUGGAACUUGGCUACUUACGGGUGUGA
This is a messenger RNA of Dovyalis caffra, 372 nucleotides long. Lineage: Eukaryota; Viridiplantae; Streptophyta; Magnoliopsida; Malpighiales; Salicaceae. The record is from the annotation of a GenBank genome assembly.